Mytilinidion resinicola is the source of this 561-nucleotide messenger RNA. RefSeq lists its product as uncharacterized. The transcript is spliced from 5 exons. Gene Ontology annotation, biological process: pectin catabolic process. Gene Ontology annotation, cellular component: extracellular region. Bases 1 to 561 code for a protein of 186 amino acids. The record is from RefSeq and is a predicted model, not a curated record. Gene Ontology annotation, molecular function: pectate lyase activity. Lineage: Eukaryota; Fungi; Ascomycota; Dothideomycetes; Mytilinidiales; Mytilinidiaceae.
AUGACUACCAAAGCUCUCCUUGUAGCCUCCUGGCUUAGUAUUGCAACAGUCCCAACCAUAUACACGAAGCUCCAAUCCAUAAUUCCCGCAAUGUCGGGAACUACGAAUUUCGCUGCGCCAAACGACGGCGACGGUAUCCACUACCUCGGGGCCUGCAAUCUCAACAACGUAUGGUGGGCCGAUGUAUGCUUGGAUGCAGCUACGUUCAAGCAGACUAAAGGCACGUCGUAUGUGGAUGGAGGCGGGACGCGGAAUGCGGAGGAUAAGGUGCUGCAGCACAACGUCGGCGGAACGGUAGCGGAAUUCACCUUUGCGAAUAUCAAGGUCGAUGGCGCGGAUGUUGUUGCGGGCGUGGAUGGGAAUAGGGCGGUGAGUUUAGGAUAUUUAGUUAUUGCUCCUAGUCUUCUUUAUACGAAUACCAUCUCCAACUCUUGCAUACUCGACAGCUCGAUUUGCUGGUUCUACAAAGGAGUUGACGACGAGUCAGAGCCCAACAAAACGGCUGGUGCGCCGGAUGGAAAGGUGUGCGCUACUAGCGCUAUCAGAACAAGUGGGUGCUAG